AUGGUCAAGCAGCAAAUUCAAGCCUUUGAGGAAGCACAAGAAAUGAAAAGUUGUCCAGUUAUGGAAGCUAAAAAUUAUGUUAUGAGAGAUGGUUUGUUUACAAGGGGCAGGAUAUUACGCAAAUGUCGUUAUAUUACACUUUUCAACUCUGAGUUUAAGGGUCAUGCUGGUUCUGGGUUGAAGCAAAAUUGCCUGGAUCAUUUCAUGGAGACUGGUAAGACAUUACCCUCAUGCCAACUUGAGGCCUGGUCAGCAGAAUACAAUGCUAGAAAAGUAGCUACUCAAAACAGGUCAGUUGAUGAGAUAUAUGAACAGAAUUUGGAGGAAAAGAGGUGGUACGCUUCGGAAAUUUGA
Molecule: messenger RNA, 354 nt
Organism: Fraxinus pennsylvanica
Lineage: Eukaryota; Viridiplantae; Streptophyta; Magnoliopsida; Lamiales; Oleaceae
Source: the annotation of a GenBank genome assembly